UUCCAUUGGGGAUCGAGAUAGAGAAUGGGUGUGUUAUCGGCGCUGGAAAAGUGGUUUGUGUACAACCCGAGCAUCCUGAAGUUCUCAUGGAACCCUGGAGACACCCCAGCGUCCUCCCCUCUCUUCGUGGGUGUGUCGAUCCUGAUGUACCUCUCCCUCACUCUCCUCCUCAGCAUCCUCCCUCUCCCACCCAUCCCUCCCCGCCUCCUGAAGCCCUUCACGGCCCUCCACAGCCUCACCCUCGCCGUCCUCUCCCUCCUCAUGGUGGUGGGCUGCGCCCUCACCCUCCUUACCCACACCCCUCAUCUCCGCUGGGCCAUCUGCUUCCCUCCCCACACACCCCCCACUGGGCCCCUCUUCUUCUGGGCCUACAUCUUCUACCUCUCCAAAAUCCUUGAAUUCCUCGACACCCUCUUCAUCAUCCUUUCCCGCUCCAUCCGACGCCUCACCUUCCUCCACGUCUACCACCACGCCACCGUCCUCCUCAUGUCCUACUUGUGGCUCCAAACCUCCCAGUCCCUCUUCCCCAUUGCCCUCCUCACCAACGCCUCCGUCCACGUCAUCAUGUACUCUUACUACUUCCUCUCCUCUCUCGGCAUUCGACCCUCCUGGAAGCGCGCCGUCACCGAUUGCCAGAUUCUUCAGUUCUUGUUUAGUUUCGCCGUUUCUGCUCUCAUGCUCCGCUACCACUUCUCCGGAUCCCAGCCUGGAUGCUCCGGGAUGUGGGCUUGGUCCUUCAAUGCCGUUUUCAAUGCAUCCCUUUUGGCCCUUUUUGUCAAUUUCCAUCUCAAGAGUUAUGCUAAUACGAGGAGAAGCAAGAAGCCCUCUCUUAAAGACUCGUGAUCACUUUGUUCUUCUCUUCAAUUCAUCCAUUGCUACAUUAUCUUCAAUAAGAAUGAUGUUACGGUAAGCAUGGACAAAACUUGUUCAUUACAUGUUUGAUGCUCUUAUCUUCUUUCUUUUUAUUUUACAAGUUACAAUUCAAGCGAUAUAAUUCUUGGGACGGAUGGGAGUGAGAUAUUUUAACAGAGAGAAAUUCUCUUACUUGGUUUGGUUGCAAGGGGAAGGAAAUGAAUAUGGCAGCUUGGAUGAGUUCGUGAUAAGGAGCCGCAAGAAGUGAAAAAUAAUAUAAAAAAUUUAUAAAA
This is a messenger RNA of Abrus precatorius (Indian licorice), 1145 nucleotides long. RefSeq names its product elongation of fatty acids protein 3-like. Bases 25 to 843 code for a protein of 272 amino acids. Gene Ontology annotation, cellular component: endoplasmic reticulum membrane. Gene Ontology annotation, molecular function: fatty acid elongase activity. Gene Ontology annotation, biological process: very long-chain fatty acid biosynthetic process; fatty acid elongation, saturated fatty acid; sphingolipid biosynthetic process. The record is from RefSeq and is a predicted model, not a curated record. The transcript has a single exon. NCBI's taxonomy places the organism in Eukaryota, Viridiplantae, Streptophyta, Magnoliopsida, Fabales, Fabaceae.